This is a messenger RNA of Lodderomyces parapsilosis, 1209 nucleotides long. RefSeq names its product septin (gene CDC12). The transcript has 2 exons. The coding region runs from base 1 to 1209 and encodes 402 amino acids. The record is from RefSeq and is a predicted model, not a curated record. Gene Ontology annotation, biological process: cytoskeleton-dependent cytokinesis. Gene Ontology annotation, molecular function: GTPase activity; GTP binding; molecular adaptor activity. Gene Ontology annotation, cellular component: septin complex; microtubule cytoskeleton; cytosol. NCBI's taxonomy places the organism in Eukaryota, Fungi, Ascomycota, Pichiomycetes, Serinales, Debaryomycetaceae.
AUGCCAGAACCAGUAGGAGUUGCCAAUUUGCCAAAUCAAAGGUACAAGAUUGUUUCCAAAGAUGGGGCAACAUUCACCAUCAUGGUGGCGGGUGAAAGUGGUUUAGGGAAAACCACAUUUAUCAACACCUUAUUCCAAACUUCAUUGAAACCACACCAAGAUCCUCGCAAUAGACACAACAAAUUCACUUCAUCACAUCAAACCGUGGAGAUUGAUAUAGUUAGAGCAAUUUUAGAGGAGAAAAACUUUAAAAUUAGAUUGAAUAUAAUUGAUACACCAGGGUUUGGAAACAAUGUAAAUAACAAUGAUUCGUGGGUCCCUAUUAUCGAUUUUAUUGACGAUCAACACGAAUCAUUCAUGAGGCAAGAACAACAACCUUCAAGACUCGCUAAAAAGGACUUGCGAGUACAUGCUUGUCUUUACUUUAUUAGACCAACUGGCCAUCUGUUGAAACCAUUGGAUAUUGAAGUCAUGAAGCGAUUGUCCACUAGAGUUAACUUAAUCCCAGUCAUUGCCAAAGCUGACACAUUAUCACCUCAAGAAAUGGAUACUUUCAAGAAUAGAAUAAGAGAAAUCAUUGAGGUUCAGGAUAUAAACAUCUACACACCUCCUUUGGAAUUAGACGACCCUGCUAGUGCGGAGCAUGCCAAACAGUUGAUUGAAGCGAUGCCAUUCUCCAUUAUUGGUUCGGAAGAGGAUGUUGAAAUUGCCCCUGGUCAAUUCGCAAGAGGUAGAAAAUACCCCUGGGGUGUAGUUGAAAUUGAAAAUGAUCAACAUUGUGAUUUCAAGAAGUUAAGGAGUUUAUUGUUGAGAACAAAUAUGUUGGAUUUGAUUUUGUCGACAAAUGAGCUACACUAUGAAACCUUCCGUGCAAUUAAAUUGGGUGGCGACGAAGGAGAAAAUAAUGGAUUGAAUGGUGGCGGUGAAGACGGAUCAACUGAAGAAUUGAUCAAUGAAAAGGGCGAAGUCAUCAAGAAACCCUCAAUCAAGAAACCAAGAAGGGUGUACAAUCCAAAGUUUAAAGAAGAAGAGGAUGCAUUAAAGAAAUUCUUUACUGAGCAGGUCAAGGCUGAAGAACAAAGAUUUAGGCAAUGGGAGACCAAUAUCAUCAAUGAGAGAAACAGGUUGAACCAAGACUUGGAGGAAAUGCAAUCAAAAUUGAAGAGUUUGGAAGAACAGGUUAAGAAAUUGCAAAUUAACAAGCGUUGA